This is a messenger RNA of Crotalus tigris (Tiger rattlesnake), 3406 nucleotides long. RefSeq names its product ADCYAP receptor type I (gene ADCYAP1R1). The transcript is spliced from 17 exons. The record is from RefSeq and is a predicted model, not a curated record. Lineage: Eukaryota; Metazoa; Chordata; Lepidosauria; Squamata; Viperidae. Bases 717 to 2153 code for a protein of 478 amino acids. Gene Ontology annotation, molecular function: vasoactive intestinal polypeptide receptor activity; peptide hormone binding; G protein-coupled peptide receptor activity. Gene Ontology annotation, biological process: cell surface receptor signaling pathway; adenylate cyclase-modulating G protein-coupled receptor signaling pathway. Gene Ontology annotation, cellular component: neuron projection; plasma membrane.
UUUCUGCAGGACGCGCCGGAUUGGGAUCACACUCGCUCCUGUGGUUCUCACGACGCUGUUUCGGAUGCGGAUCUUUUGUCCUUCCCCCCUCUGUAUCCGGAUUAGAGCUUUUUCCAAAGGGCGAAGCUAGAGUAGCGUCCUCCCCACUAUAAUAUUUCUUCUUCUUUUUUAAAGAUUUCUUUUAAACCUCCGGUUCCCUUUCUCCUCAUCACAUCCAUCUGUGAUGCCUUCCCGGGCGGGAGAAAAUUGGCUAGGGGCGUGGGACAGCUCCCAAGCCCACAUUUCAAGGCGCUAGGCAGCAUUGAGGAGAGAAGAGCGCCUGACACUUCGAUUUUUUUUUCUAUUAUUUGUUAUUUUUUCGAGCGAAAGAAAAAUAGGUUUCUCCUCUCGAGGACUUCAGCACCCCAAAUCCCGGUUUUUCCUCUCCUUUCGGUCCUGUCUCGAUUGGGUCUUUAGCGCAAGCCUCCCUUUGGGCUUAAAAAAGAAGAAUUUUUUUUUCGGGGAGGGGGGUUCUUUUCGGAAAAGAGACCCCCCCGCCUUCCCAAAUCGACCGUUUUCACCUUCCUGAAGGUUGAAGCCGACGGACAGAUCGCGCGUGGCGUGGCCAGGAAGAUCUUCGGGACUGCCAUGGUUUCAAGAUCCUGAGACAAAAGUUUUCAAGCGUUGUGCGUUCCACUUUUAAACCCGCUGAGUCUUUGAGUUGAUUGAUCGGCAAGAUGACUUCCAAUUGGAAGAGAUGGGCCAUCAUGGUGCUGCUUCUUCCCGUGGCUGCAUCCAUGCAUUCAAACUGUUUCAUCAAGAAGGAACAAGAAGCGUGUUUAGACACCAUCCAGAAACUGACGGCUACUAUGACCGUCAAUGGAUCAACCCCAGGUUGCGCCGGGAUGUGGGAUAACAUCACUUGCUGGAAACCAGCUUUGUUGGGUGAAGUUGUUUUUGUCAAAUGCCCGGCUCUCUUCACCUUGGUGAACUUAGAUUAUGGCUGGGAUAUGAAUACCAUGGCGUAUGCACAGCCAGGGGAGCUUGAAAUGUUUGAGAAUCCAGAGCUGCUUCAAGACGGAUCGGUAGAUUUUAAGUUGGUCAGCAGGAACUGCACCCUGGAAGGCUGGUCUGAACCAUUCCCACAUUAUUACGAUGCCUGCGGAUUUGAUGAGAACGACACCAUGACAGGGAACGGCCAGGCUUACUACUACCUCUCUGUCAAGGCUUUGUAUACAGUCGGCUACAGUACAUCCCUUGUUUCGCUCACCACCGCCAUGGUGAUCUUGUGCCGUUUCAGGAAACUGCAUUGCACCCGGAAUUUUAUUCAUAUGAAUCUUUUUGUUUCGUUCAUUCUGCGCGCCAUUUCGGUCUUCAUUAAAGACGGGAUCCUCUAUGCUGAACAAGACAGCAACCACUGUCUUAUCUCAACGGUGGAAUGCAAGGCGGUGAUGGUCUUCUUCCACUACUGUGUGAUGUCCAACUAUUUCUGGCUUUUCAUUGAGGGGCUGUACCUCUUUACGUUACUUGUGGAAACCUUCUUUCCAGAGAGGAGAUACUUCUACUGGUACACUAUCAUUGGCUGGGGAACUCCAACCAUUUGUGUCACAGUCUGGGCUGUCCUUCGGCUUCACUUCAAUGAUGUUGGAUGUUGGGACAUAAACGACAACACGGCUUUAUGGUGGGUGAUCAAAGGUCCAGUUGUGGCGUCCAUAAUGAUCAAUUUUUUGCUUUUCGUUGGCAUCAUUAUCAUCUUGGUUCAGAAGCUCCAGUCACCAGACAUUGGCGGCAAUGAAUCCAGUAUCUACUUCAGCUGCGUUCAGAAAUGCUACUGUAAGUCCGAGAGGACUAACCAGCAUUCUUGUAGGAUGGCUGAACUAUCCAUCAUCACCCUGCGGUUGGCCCGAUCCACCUUGUUACUCAUCCCUCUCUUUGGGAUUCACUAUACGGUGUUUGCCUUUUAUCCAGAGAAUGUCAGCAAAAGGGAGCGCUUGGUUUUUGAACUAGGGCUGGGCUCCUUCCAGGGUUUUGUGGUGGCUGUGCUCUACUGCUUUUUGAAUGGGGAGUUUCUCCCUCAAGGUGCAAUCCGAAAUCAAAAGAAAAUGGCGGAGCUGGAAAGUCAACCGUUAUUUUGCUGUGGAUUUCAAACACCGCCAUCCCUCCCUGGCGAGUAGCGGUGUCAACGGGGGGACUCAACUGUCUAUCUUGAGCAAGAGCAGUUCACAGAUCCGGAUGUCCAGCGUCCACGCCGAGAACUUGGCCACAUGAGCCCGUAAGACCCCCACGUCAUCUCCCACCACGCCCUCCCAAAGAGAGAAAGAAUGACGAACCCUACUUUGGACACCACGAAAAUUAGUCCUAAGUAGGGUAGCGUUCGGGCUGUUACGUCCAUCUGCCUUUUUAAAAAAAACAAAAACAAAUCCACCUCCCUUUGAUGGAAAGUUUCUGGAGUUCUGAAGCUUUGUCAUCUCUGAUGGGUGGAAGAGAAGAUCCAUAAAGCCGUUCCAUCUAGAGGAACGAGGUUCUCCAGACCAGGACCACCUUGAUCUACCCUUUGUCCCAAGAGUUCAAACCCUCCCAUUGCCUUCCAUUCUUCAUUUCCCUGGUACCAUUGACAAAUUUUGGGGGUCCUCCAAACUGAGGGCCAUGAAUUAACAUCUCAUGAAGUUGGGUUGUCUGUGCCUCACGUCCAAACACUUCUGAUCCCACCAUCUUGGACCAUCGGUGUCCUAUUCCGGGACCGAGAAUGUCAUGCAAACACUGAGCCACGGGGUGACCCCCAUUGGUGGUGGGCAUUGUGGGUGCAGAGAUGGAUCCUACCAGAAUUGAUUGAGACCACCAUAACCACCUCAUUCCUCGGAUAGAAAACCCCCAACCCUACAAGUGGAGGGUCUCAGAUUUUUCCCUCUUCUGGGAAAAGAUCUGAAUUAUUAUUUUUUUCUUAAGCUGUGAAUCUCCUAAAACGGCCAUCUCUGUACAAUAGAGUUAUAUUUUUGGAGACUUUUUUUCUUUCUUGUUUUUUUUUUUUAAAUAAUAGAACUAAUAUGGAGAUAGAAUAAUAUGUAUUUCCGCACAUUAAGUGCCGAUUAAUUGCAGAAAUAUCUUUUCUUUCAAACUUCUGAUGCGACCCCUUAACAUGGCUACUGAGUCACGGAAAAUAGAGUGAGGGGAUGAACUUUGGAGGGCUGAUUUGACUUUCAAAAGGUGGGUGGGGGUGUUGUCAAGGCAAGGUUCACCCCAAAAGGGUAGAUGGGUUAUGUAGUUGGAAGAGGGGAUCUAUUCUGGAGGUCUUAAGAGAGCCAACUGCCCUCCCUUCCUUCCUUUUCUUCCUUCUUUUCUUUCUUCCUCCCUUCUUCCUUUCCUCCCUCUCUUCUUUCCUUUCCCUCUUCCCUUUCUCCUUCCUUCCUUCCUUGUUUCUUUCUUUUUC